CUUUCUCUCCUCUUCUUUUUAUUUGCUCUGUAAAAUAUUUUUAUUAUAUUACACUUAAUUAUCUCACUUUUGUAAACACCCAGUCAUGUCUUCUGCUGUUGCUGAUUUCGGCCUUAUCGGCCUUGCUGUCAUGGGUCAGAACCUGAUCCUUAACAUCAACGACCACGGUUUCAAGGUUUGCGCCUUCAACCGCACUGUCUCCAAGGUCGAUGAGUUCCUGGCCAACGAGGCCAAGGGCACUGAGGUCAUUGGCGCCCACUCUAUCGAGGAGUUUGUCGCUACGCUGAAGCGCCCCCGCAAGAUCAUGCUUCUUGUCAAGGCCGGCGAUGCCGUCGACAAGUUUAUUGAUACUUUGCUGCCCCACCUCGAGGAGGGCGAUAUCAUCAUCGACGGCGGCAACUCUCAUUACCCCGAUACCCAGCGUCGCUACGAGUCGCUGACCGCCAAAAAUAUCCUCUUUGUUGGCUGUGGUGUUUCUGGCGGCGAGGAAGGCGCCCGCUACGGCCCCAGCCUCAUGCCCGGAGGCAACAAGGAGGCCUGGCCCCAUCUCAAGCCCAUCUUCCAGGCCAUCGCUGCCAAGGCCCCCGACGGUGCCGCGUGCUGCGACUGGGUCGGCGAAGGCGGUGCUGGACACUUUGUCAAGAUGGUUCACAACGGCAUUGAGUACGGAGACAUGCAGCUGAUUUCCGAGGUCUACCACGUCUUCCGCAACGGCGUUGGUCUCACCAACGACGAGCAGGGCGAUAUCUUUGCUCAGUGGAACAAGGGCGUUCUGGACUCGUUCCUUAUUGAGAUCUCCACCGACAUCCUGCGUUACAAGGACACUGACGGCGAGCCCCUGCUCGAGAAGAUCCGCGAUGCUGCUGGCCAGAAGGGAACCGGAAAGUGGACCGCUAUUGCCGCUCUGGACUACGGUAUGCCUGUCACCCUUAUCGGUGAGGCUGUCUUUGCCCGCUGCCUGUCGUCGAUCAAGGACGAGCGCGUGCGCGCCUCGAAGAUUCUGGCUGGUCCCUCCAACAGCACCUACACCGGCGAUAAGGCCCAGCUGAUCAAGGCCUUUGAGCAGGCCAUGUAUGCCUCCAAAAUCAUCUCGUACGCACAGGGCUUUAUGCUCAUGCGCGAGACCUCGGAGCAGUUCAAGUGGAACCUUAACUACGGCUCUAUUGCCCUCAUGUGGCGCGGGGGCUGCAUCAUCCGCUCAGCCUUCCUCGGCGACAUUAAGAGCGCCUUUGACAACAACAAGGAUCUGGAGAGCCUGCUUUUCGACCCUUUCUUCCAGAAGGCCACUGCCAACGCCCAGGCCGGCUGGCGCAAUGCCAUCAGCACCGCCACUCUGAUCGGUAUCCCUGUCCCCGCGCUCAGCACCGCCCUGUCCUUCUACGACGGCUACCGCACCGCCCGCUUGCCUGCCAACAUGCUGCAGGCCCAGCGUGACUACUUUGGCGCCCACACCUACGAGCUCGAGGCCACACCUGGCACCUACAUCCACACCAACUGGACCGGCCGUGGCGGCAACGUCAGCGCCUCGAACUACGACGUCUGAUUUUUUGUUAUAAUCGUCUCUUUUCCAAACA
This is a messenger RNA of Kickxella alabastrina, 1574 nucleotides long. Its product is annotated as 6-phosphogluconate dehydrogenase, decarboxylating. Gene Ontology annotation, cellular component: cytosol. Gene Ontology annotation, biological process: pentose-phosphate shunt; pentose-phosphate shunt, oxidative branch. The record is from RefSeq and is a predicted model, not a curated record. The transcript has 2 exons. NCBI's taxonomy places the organism in Eukaryota, Fungi, Kickxellomycota, Kickxellomycetes, Kickxellales, Kickxellaceae. The coding region runs from base 86 to 1543 and encodes 485 amino acids. Gene Ontology annotation, molecular function: NADP binding; phosphogluconate dehydrogenase (decarboxylating) activity.